UUUGCAUCUUCGAUUCGUCCCCACCGAAAUUCUCUAUGUCACAGUCUACCUCAAUGAUGACUCAAGCUACUCAGGUUCACACAUACUCAGGUUCACACAUACUUUAGUCAACUUUAACCAUCCGCUCUAUCCACCUCUCCCUAUCUAUAUAAACCGUCACUCCCUGCUGUUCAUCAUCAAGAAAGACGGCAAAGAUGGCCAAGAUAACAACCCUUUUCUUGACGUCUCUCCUCCUCCUCUGCGCGAUCUUAUCCUGCUUUGCUCGCCCCAAGCCAGUGUUUCUCGAUGUUACUCCAGUCCAGACUCAACGUGCGGGCGUGGAAACGAAGCACAACGUUGACUUGAUGGAUGAGAGCUGCAAAGGAGUUGGCGAAGAAGAAUGCUUGUUGAGGAGGACUCUGGCUGCUCACAUCGACUAUAUCUACACCCAAAAGCAUCAUCCUUGAACUUAACCUCCUCUGUUGGCGAUUAGGAAAAAAAAAAUUAGAGGCUUGAACGGUUUAGUGGGCCUCUACUAACCUUGUUGUGAAUUACGAAACAUAUACUACGGUGGGAAUGAGAAAUUUGCUCGUCACUGAGAGUGGAUUCCGAGUGUGUUUGCUUCUGAGAGUUCGUUUCUUAAUUUCAAUAUUAUGUUUCUUAUGUAUCUUUUGCCCUACUAAUCUCUUUUGAGAAUAUUUUAUUGAAUGCCCUUCCAAUUA
This is a messenger RNA of Eucalyptus grandis, 701 nucleotides long. RefSeq names its product phytosulfokines 3. Gene Ontology annotation, molecular function: growth factor activity. The transcript has 2 exons. The record is from RefSeq and is a predicted model, not a curated record. NCBI's taxonomy places the organism in Eukaryota, Viridiplantae, Streptophyta, Magnoliopsida, Myrtales, Myrtaceae. Gene Ontology annotation, cellular component: extracellular region. Gene Ontology annotation, biological process: cell population proliferation. The coding region runs from base 195 to 446 and encodes 83 amino acids.